Messenger RNA from Aricia agestis (brown argus), 1273 nucleotides. RefSeq names its product probable ATP-dependent RNA helicase ddx17. The coding region runs from base 1 to 1242 and encodes 413 amino acids. The record is from RefSeq and is a predicted model, not a curated record. The transcript has 2 exons. Lineage: Eukaryota; Metazoa; Arthropoda; Insecta; Lepidoptera; Lycaenidae.
AUGGCGCUGAAGUUGGUACUAGUUCUGGGUUACUUCGCGGUGUGCAGCAGCAGUCCUGUACUUAUUAACGAUAACAUAUUUCGUGACGGACGCGGGUUCGCUAUUGGACAAGCCCAAACUUACGGUCAGACUGGACAGGCGACUGGGUAUGCCACUGUCGACGACAACAGCGCUAGCGCAUAUGGCAGCGCAUCUUCUGAGCCGCAUGACUACUACGGACAGGCAGUAGCCAACGCUGAAGCAUAUAAUACACCAUACUACACCUCCGCCAAUGCUGCGGCUCAAAACGUUCCAAGCUACUACAUCCCACCGCCUGUAAGCGUGGUCACUUACGAGCAGAGCUUCGAAGUACCCAAGGAGUAUGUUAAUAGGGCGGAAUCCUCAUCUGUAUUGUACGGCAACAACGCUGUGACCUCAACGAAAACAGAGGGCCAGGGUUACGCCCAAGCCAAUGGCAUCGGAAGCUAUGGAAUCACAUCUUCAAAUGCGAACUCAUUCGGUCAGGGAUCAGCUUCGUCUACCGCUAACAAUGCCUACGGAAUGGGCAUGUCAGCAACAAGGACCCAAGGAUAUGGAUCCGCGUACUCUCAGUCACAGAACAACCUCGGAUCCGCCUCGUCCAACUCUCAAAGCAACGGCGGUGCUAGCUCCGCGUAUUCCUCUAACAACGGGGAUUCAAGCUUGGCGACAUCUAAUGCCAACGGUUUUGGAUCUGCCUCAUCUAACGCCCAAAAUUACAAAGACUACAACAAAAAUCAGAAGAAAUUUGGUUGGCACAUCGGUACGUCCUACGUUGUUCCCUCGCCCAAGCGCAUUCAAGCUGUAAGUUCUUCCUACGGAGGAUCUGCAAAGUCUAGUGCCUACACGAAUAAGUACGGCAACACUCACACGUCGGUCAACACUCAAGGUCACGCCUCUGCCAACUCUAACUCAGGAUAUGGCCACCAGUAUACAAAUUCAGUGGCCAACUCAAACGGAUACGGUUCAGCCAAGUCAUCAGCUGGAAACAGCUACGGUUCCCUCAACUCUCAAGCCAGCAGUUCCGGGCAGGGUUACGCUCAAUCUUCUUCCCAACAUGCAGGAUAUGGCUACCAGAACCCUAGUUCUGCUAACGCCCAAACUUCUGGUUUAGGGUCAGCGUCUUCGGUCGUGAGGGGAGUGAAUGCGUCUUACAGAGUAGCAGAGUCUAAUGCUAACAGCUACGGUACAGGAUCCGCUCAAGCCAAGUCCCAUAGCUAUUAGUCAAAACAAGUGAAGCGAAUAUGUAAAGACG